This is a messenger RNA of Cylindrotheca closterium, 1365 nucleotides long. The record is from the annotation of a GenBank genome assembly. NCBI's taxonomy places the organism in Eukaryota, Bacillariophyta, Bacillariophyceae, Bacillariales, Bacillariaceae.
AUGCCAUCUUUCGCCUCAAACAUGCAGAUGAUCAUGGUGCUGCUCAUUGCGAUUUUGAUGGUAGCUGAAGCUUUCAUGGGCAACAACAACAUGAACAACAACAAGAACAACAACAAUCACAGGGAACGACCUGUCAAACUGAGAAUACACAGACAAGCCGUUCAGAAAGUCAAGACUUUGAUUCCAAAAGAAGACUUGAAUAACAAACAACAACGAAAAGAACCAACGUGGUUACUCCAAGAGUAUAUGCAACUUCCUGCGGCUCAAUAUGCCUGUGUACCCUUGCCAAUUAAUGGUUCUUUGGAACGGGUCCACGGCUCUGUUGACGAGUUUACCUUGCAAGUUCCUCCCAUUCGGUUUCCCAUUUCGACAAAAGAUGGAGGAGACAUUGAGAUAAUCCCCAAAGUACGGGCCAAGGUUACUGUGGAAUCCGACAAGGUAAUCAUUCAAUCCAUCUCGUGUUCCAUUGAAGGAUCCCCCGCAGUGGAAGAAUGGAAACUGAACGAUCGAUACGAUUUGGAUGUUUCUGCAACAUUGACGUGGGAAAAGCAACGGCAAGGCAUUCUGCACUUUUUAAGCGAUGAUGAUGAAGAAGAAGAACAAGCUAUUGAUGACGAAGAGCCGUAUGAUGAUUAUGAUAUUGGUGGCUCUUUGAAGAAGAAGACUCAUCCCAGGAGGUCGAGGUCGAAUUCAUCGUCAUCAUCAAGUAGGAUCGGUGCCUCCUCUACAUCAUCUUCACCGAUAUCAUCAUCAUCAUCAUUGGACUCUUCUUCUUGCCUGGUCACGUUGGAUCCCAACAACAAUACACAAGAUGUCAUUCGCAUCAAGACCGACAUGGCCAUUGAUGUGUAUCCACCAAAUGUCAAACGCAUUAAGAUGAUUCCCAAACGACUAUUGAGUAAGAUUGGCAACAUGGUCAUGAAAUAUGUUCUUGGAUUGUUGUUGGAAGCCUUUUUGGAAGGCUUGCAACAAGAUUAUGAAAAAUGGGCUUGCGAUGGUUCGUAUCGCAAGGAACGCAAAUUGUUGGAACAUGAAUUGCAAGUGGAACUAGACGAGUUGGCCGCAUUGGAGCGAAAGAAACUGAAACAAGAAGAACGUCAACAACGACGACAACGGCAGCGUCAACGACGUGAAGAUGAUAGUGGCGAUGGCGGAGGAAAUGGAAAUACCUUUCCUUCGUUCAACAACCUUCAAGUUGGCUUCUUGCAACGACGAAGAGCGUCUACGACUGCUACCGCUGCCACUGCCACUCAAAGAACAGCAGCUGGUGCAACCGCAGCAGCCACAAGGACCAAACCCAAUCUUCGACGAGGAGAACGAAUUAUUCGAUUGAUUCGUAGAAACAAUCAAAACCUCGCCCCAUGA